AGAAGAUAUGACCACUGAUGGAUUUAUUCUUGGAUUGUCAACCUUGUGUUACGGCUUCGAAGAAGAGAACCAUGUAAAGUGGGGGUGAGCUGAUGAGGACAAAGGUGCAGGGAAUCUGAAAAAAAUUGAUAUGGGAAACAGUAAACAUGACACAGGCAAUGCCUCUGGAAUAACAAGCUCCACAAUGUGGGCCACUUGGGGAAUAGAUAGAUGGAUACACAGCUAAUUUAUCCACCGGCACUUCUUUUUUCUCCUGAUAGGUCUCUCCCUUGCAAUUAUUCCCACUUCUCACCUUGUUCUACUUCUCUUUUUAAGGCAAACCUCCACCAUGCCACAAAGCCUUUAUCAGUUCCUAGCACUUCCUCUUGUGAAAACUAGCUUCCCAUACGUUUCUCCUCCUCCAUCAUUGACAGAGAUUGAUACAGUUCCAAAUGGAACGGGAAGAAUUGGGAGAGAAAGGAGCCAACGACCAGAAGUCGGAAACACACACCGGCGAUUACAAUGAUGGUGAAGUUGGCGACGGUGGCUCGGAGACAUGGUUGGACCUGACCCUUGGUGGGAGAAUCUCAUCAACAACUGGAAGCUCUUCUGGUACCCAAUCAAAGUCUGCGACGCACAAGAUGUUCUCAUGCAACUUCUGCAUGAGGAAGUUCUUCAGUUCACAGGCUUUGGGUGGGCAUCAGAAUGCCCACAAGAGGGAGAGGGGUGCAGCUAGGAGGACUCACCAAUCACAGAGAUUGAUGAUGGGUCUGCCCUUUGAUGCUCCUUUCCUGCAAUCUAUACGAGUUCAUCCUCACUCAAUUGUUCACAAGCCACACAGGGAAGGAGGCAUAGCUCUGGUGGCGAGAUUUGAUGACACCCCUUCCAAUGUCAAAAUGGCAUGGACACCCUAUGCACUCGAAGAAGCAGCAGGGAUGAACUGGCCUGGAAGCUAUCAAUUGAAUUCUCAACCGGCCAAGCAGCCAUCAAAACAACAAAAACUCGACUUGAGUCUCCGACUCUAGUAUGUUUCAUCUAUCUAUUACUAGCCAUUCGCUCUUGUAUCUGGCCUGAACUGUUCAACCUAGAUUUAUUCAUCAAUCAUAGAAACAACUGACUGGUUUAGGCCUCAGUCCAACAUAAAGAUUUGAUUUCCAGUUUGACGAAUAUAUGUCGUAAAUGUAAGUUGGAAGGUGUAAAGUAUUUCCAAAGGUUGUUGUUGGAAAAUUGAGGGUUCAACUUGCACUUUUCCCACCA
Messenger RNA from Phoenix dactylifera (date palm), 1236 nucleotides. NCBI's taxonomy places the organism in Eukaryota, Viridiplantae, Streptophyta, Magnoliopsida, Arecales, Arecaceae. The record is from RefSeq and is a predicted model, not a curated record.